Molecule: messenger RNA, 3038 nt
Organism: Micropterus salmoides (largemouth bass)
Lineage: Eukaryota; Metazoa; Chordata; Actinopteri; Centrarchiformes; Centrarchidae
Product: cyclin-dependent kinase 11B-like
Exons: 20
Biological process (GO): protein phosphorylation; regulation of mitotic cell cycle
Cellular component (GO): nucleus
Molecular function (GO): cyclin-dependent protein serine/threonine kinase activity; ATP binding
Source: RefSeq, a predicted model, not a curated record
ACUAUCGCGUUAAGACUUCCGGUGUAUGUGUGCCAUAAUACCGCUGCGCGUAUUUCAGGCGGUGGAGAGUGGACGCUGAUGGGGGACGAAAAGGAGACCUGGAAAGUAAAAACUCUUGACGAAAUCCUACUUGAGAAAAAACGCAGAAGAGAAUUAGAAGAGAGAACAGAUCCCAAGCGCCAGAAAAAUUUUACACAGGGCCUUGUUCCACAGGCGGAUGAUCGGGAAGCCAAACGAGACACUCCGGAGGAAGGAGAACUACGGGAUCAAAAGAUGGAAAUAACAAUUCGUAAUUCCCCAUACACACGGGAUGACUCAACAGAGGACAGGGGAGAGGAAGAUGACUCUCUGGCAAUCAAGCCUCCACAGCAAAUAGCAAGAAAAGACAAAUCUCACCACAGAAAGGAGGAGAAGAGAAAAGACAAGAGACGACAUCGCAGUCACUCUGCUGAAGGAGGAGUGAAACAUGCACGACCCAAAGACAAAGAGAAAGAGCGAGAGAACGAUCGCAGGAAGCGUCAGUGGGAAGAAGACAAAGCCCGGCGAGACUGGGAGAGGCAGAAACGAAGGGAACAGGCCAGAGCACAUUCACGCAGAGAGAGGGACCGGCUGGAACAGCUGGAACGCCAGCGUGAACGGGACCGAAAGCUGCGCGAACAGCAGAAAGAGCAACGGGAGCUGAAGGAUCGGGAGAGGAGGGCUGAGGAGCGACGCAAAGAGCGAGGUGCUCGACGAGAAGUGCCACCUCACCAUCGGAUGCUACCUGACGAAUAUGAUGAUAGGCCACAACAAAGUCACCGCAGCAGAAGCCCCACCCGCGUUCCACGGGACAGAUCCGAACCCAGCGAACCCCGGAAAAGUGCAACAUUGAAGGAGGAGAAGCCAGAGGGCAAAGACCCCCUCGCAGACCUCCAGGACAUCAGUGACAGUGAAAGGAAGACCAGCACAGCAGAAUCCUCCCUGGCAUCAGGAUCCGGCUCUGAUGAAGAGGAGGAGGAUGACGAUGAGGAGGAGUCCAGCAGCCAGAGCGAGGGUGAAGAAGAAGAGGAGGAGUCUGUUUCCGGCUCAGGAAGGUCUGAGCAGAGUGCAGAGGACGUGAGUGAGGACGAGCAGUCAGUGGAAGACUUUGAAGAGGAGAGGGAAAAUGGAAAUCACAUACCUGCAGUGCCAGAGUCCCGCUUCGAUCAUGACUCCGAGGAGAGCGGCGAGGACAUGGAGGAAGAGGAGGAGGAGGAAGAUGACGCAGAAGAGGGUGACCCCACGCCUCACUCUCAGACUCAUUCUCGCUCCCCCACCCCCGAAGAGAACUACAUCCCAGAAUCUCCCCCAAUUUCACCUGUGGAGCUGAAGAAGGAGCUGCCCAAAUAUCUGCCUGCUUUACAGGGUUGUCGCAGUGUUGAGGAAUUCCAGUGUCUGAACCGAAUAGAGGAGGGAACCUACGGUGUGGUGUACAGAGCCAAGGACAAAAGACGGGUAUGGAAAUAAACAUAUGAAAUUGUGGCCUUGAAAAGGCUGAAGAUGGAGAAGGAGAAGGAGGGCUUCCCCAUUACCUCUUUAAGAGAAAUCAAUACAAUCCUGAAAGCUCAGCACCAAAACAUCGUAACAGUAAGGGAAAUAGUUGUUGGAAGCAAUAUGGACAAGAUCUACAUCGUGAUGAACUAUGUAGAACAUGACCUGAAGAGUCUGAUGGAAACCAUGAAACAGCCCUUUCUGCCAGGUGAAGUAAAGACUCUGAUGAUUCAGCUGCUUCGAGGUGUUCGACAUCUCCAUGAUAACUGGAUUCUCCAUCGUGAUCUGAAGACAUCCAAUCUGCUGCUGAGCCACAAGGGCAUCCUCAAGAUUGGCGACUUUGGUCUGGCCCGGGAGUAUGGUUCCCCCCUGAAGCCCUACACUCCUGUAGUGGUGACCCUGUGGUACCGAUCACCAGAGCUGCUGCUUGGAGCCAAGGAGUACUCCACAGCUGUGGACAUGUGGUCAGUGGGCUGCAUAUUUGGCGAGCUGCUCACCCAGAAACCUCUUUUCCCUGGAAAAUCUGAAAUUGACCAAAUUAACAAGAUUUUCAAGGAUCUGGGGUCACCCAGCGAGAAGAUCUGGCCUGGCUACAACGAGCUGCCCGCUGUGAAGAAGAUGACUUUCACAGAGUAUCCCUACAACAACCUGCGAAAGCGCUUUGGAGCGCUGCUCUCAGACCAAGGCUUUGACCUCAUGAACAAAUUCCUCACCUACUGCCCCAGUAAGAGGAUUUUAUCAGACGAAGGGCUCAAGCACGAGUACUUCCGUGAGACACCGUUGCCCAUUGACCCAGCCAUGUUUCCCACCUGGCCGGCCAAGAGUGAGCAACAGAGGGUGAAGAGAGGCACCAGUCCUCGUCCACCCGAGGGAGGCCUGGGCUACAGUCACCUGGGCGAUGAUGACCUAAAAGACACAGGCUUCCACCUGACAACCAGCAACCAGGGAGUGUCUGCAGUCGGUCCAGGAUUUAGCCUCAAGUUCUGAACCCAAAACUGCAGGACAUCUGGUAGUCUCGCUGAGAAAGAGGGAGCAGAGUUCUGGGAUGUUCUGGGUCGUUGUUUUGAAACUGCACAGUGUCACUGGUUUACAUCUGUAAACCAGAUCAAUAUCUGAUCAAUUACAACUGUUACCAAAUAGUCAGGACUGUCUCACAGCAAAGACUGGUGGCUCAAACAUGUUGAAUUUCCAGAAAACUCUGCGUCGACUUUUUCCGCUUUGUCUCUUGUUUUCAAAGCCAUUUCACCAACUCAAUGUGGCCAUUUUAGCUCUUAAAGGGGAGACACAACUAUACAUCUGUUAGAAGUUUAGCUGUCAUGUUUGACUUUUGUUUUAUUCUCCCUUGUAUACUUCAUGAGAGAGGACCAGAUUUUAUAAAUGGGUGGUAUUUCUUGGCUGCCUGAGCUACUGUAGAAUGAUGCAGCAUUGGCUGUGUUUUCCAUCCAGCAUUAUGUUAGAAAUUGAGGACUGUCAGGUCACCUGACGACAGGGGGACGAUGUUUUUGCUAGAAAUAAAGUUUGAAACUUUG